UAUUAUACAUAAAAAAAAAAUUUCUAACAUUUGUACUAUAUUUAUAAUUCUUUCGUUUUUACCUAUAACUGAUUUUUCAUAAUCAGUUUCUUCUCUGUAACUAUUUUGUGUAGUUUUUAAUUACUAUGUAUAUUUUUUAUCAGUAAAUAGUUGCCAGUGUACUAAUUAAUUUUGAAUAUACCCAGUUCAAUAAUCAGUUCUCAUAAUAUUGACGUACAGCAAUAUUAUUUAUCCAAAAUAAUUUAUCUUCUAUUAAUCAAUUAUUAAACUUUGAGAUAUUUUAGUUUUAAAACAAUGUACUUACGUUCAAUCUUACGCUCCUUGGUUAAAGCCCAACGACUCCAUUAUUUGAACAAAUUUGUAGUCAUGUCUUCGCAAAAUGGUUUUUGUUCAAAAACUUCUGAUGUUACUUUGAGCUCUCCCUUGGAAACUGUUGAUCCAGAAUUAUAUUCUCUAGUUAACCAAGAAGCUCAACGUCAAAAGAAAGGACUUGAAUUGAUUGCAUCUGAAAAUUUUACGUCAGUCUCUGUAUUACAGUGCCUUGGAUCUUGCUUAACUAAUAAGUAUUCUGAAGGUUUACCUGGUGCAAGAUAUUAUGGUGGAAAUCAAAUUAUUGAUCAAAUUGAACUUUUAUGCCAAAAAAGAUGUCUUGAAGCAUUUUCUUUAGAUUCAAGUUUAUGGGGAGUUAAUGUACAACCUUAUUCAGGUUCUCCUGCUAAUGUUGAAGCCUAUACUGCUCUUGUUGGUCCAAGAGGACGAAUCAUGGGAUUGAAUCUACCUGAUGGUGGACAUAUAAGUCAUGGCUUAAUGACUCAAAAGAAAAGAUUAUCUGCUGCUUCCAUAUUUUUUGAAACAAUGCCAUAUCAUGUAGAUUUAGAGACAGGUUUGAUAGAUUAUAAAGAGUUGGAAAAAUCAGCUCAAAUGUUUAAGCCAGAUGUUAUUAUUGCUGGUGUAACAUCAUACCCUAGGACUUUAGACUAUAAACGUUUUAAAGAAAUAAGUAUUGCUAAUGAUUCGUAUCUUAUGGCUGACAUGUCUCAUAUAAGUGGAUUAGUUGCUGCUGGAGUCAUUCCAUCACCUUUUGAAUAUUGCGAUGUUGUUACUUCAACUACACAUAAAACAUUAAGAGGACCUCGUGGUGGAAUUAUAUUUUAUCGUAAAGGAAUUAGAUCUGUCACUAAAUCUGGAGAAAACAUAAUGUAUGAUUUAGAAGACCGUGUAAAUGCAGCAGUUUUUCCAGGAUUUCAAGGAGGACCACACAAUAAUGCUAUUGCUGGCAUUGCAGCUGCUAUGAAAUUAGCAACCACUCAAGAAUUUAAAGAUUAUCAGAAACAAGUUUUAAUUAAUUGCAAACAACUAGCUGAAUCGCUAAAACAAUUUGGGUAUAAAAUAACUACUGACGGCACUGAUGUUCAUAUGUUAUUGGUUGACCUAAGACCAAUAAAUUUAACUGGUUCUAAAGCAGAGUAUAUAUUGCAAUCAAUAGAGAUUGCUUGUAACAAAAAUACAGUUCCUGGUGACAAAAGUGCUAUGAAUCCAUAUGGAAUAAGAUUAGGAACACCAGCACUUACUACAAGAGGCAUGAAAGAAAAUGAUAUUAUGGUGGUAGCAGAAUUAAUUCAUAAAGGUCUGUGUAUAGCAUUAGAAGCUCAAAAAAUAUCAGGUCCAAAAUUGGCAAAUUUCAAGAAUAUUCUAAGUUCUGAUCCAAAAUUCAUUGAAUCUUUAAAGAUUCUAACUAAAGAAGUAGAAACUUUUGCAGAACAAUUUUACAUGCCUCAAUGAGUUAAUAUACAUAAUCCGAUAUUUAAUCUCAUUUUGAGAUUAAAUAAUCAUAAAACUGAUUUGUAUACACUACAACAUUAUUAUUAGGAUAACAAAUUAAAAUUGUUUUAUAUUUUGUUUGUUUUUAUUAAAAUAAAACAUAUUUUUC
Messenger RNA from Daktulosphaira vitifoliae (grape phylloxera), 1930 nucleotides. RefSeq names its product serine hydroxymethyltransferase (gene Shmt). Lineage: Eukaryota; Metazoa; Arthropoda; Insecta; Hemiptera; Phylloxeridae. Bases 295 to 1782 code for a protein of 495 amino acids. Gene Ontology annotation, cellular component: cytosol; nucleus; cytoplasm. The transcript has 9 exons. The record is from RefSeq and is a predicted model, not a curated record. Gene Ontology annotation, molecular function: mRNA 5'-UTR binding; pyridoxal phosphate binding; mRNA regulatory element binding translation repressor activity. Gene Ontology annotation, biological process: folic acid metabolic process; L-serine catabolic process; protein homotetramerization.